AUGGGCGCUUAUGGAAAUGAUUGGUGUUUGUCCCUGCCUCUUGUCCAUGGGGUGGUUGCUGCCUGGCGAACAACCCCUCCUAUUGACUUGAUCCAUGCUCUCGCGCAAUGCAUGCUAGGCCACAUUGUCCAAAUUCCUUCGAUGCACUUCCAGUGCUUGCUGUCAACUCCUCUAGGCAGCAUAGCACAAGUUAUAAAUACCCUCUCAAAUCCCCCUCUAGGGAAAGAUAUCUCAAGACAACAAAAACAAGAAUUCAAACAUACUCUGUUACCAAUCCUACAAAUUUACUACAUUUCUGCCUUAUCUGAACUCCAAACAACCACAGCCAUGGCCACUACACUUCUUGAGUACCUUACCCAGCCCAACCCACGCGUGAACAACUCCCGCUCGCUUGAAGGCCUACCAACGAAAGCCGAGUCUAACGAGGAUAUCGUCAUCAUUGACUGGGAAGAUUUUACCUAUGAAACUCUAAUGUCAUGUUAUGGUGGCAUUUUGCGCGCCCAGUUCAAUGGACAGUUACCUGAAAUCUUUCCUCCUAUACGGGAUAUUGAGCGUGAGAUAUACGACGAGGAUUCCCUUGACCACCUACUGACGCGAUCGGUCGUGGCCCCCGUCAGCGAAAGCCUGAGCAUAGCCUGGCAGCGGUGUUACCCAAAUCAUCAGAAUUUCCCAAUUUAUAUGACGCGCGGGGGCCGAGCAAGGGGAUCUAUAAACGAUCUACCUGCAGAUGAGUUAGCAGCCUUCCCUGACUGGGCAGGAGCCCAAAGGGGCCAGGGCUCAUCAGCAUAUCUAAACCGUUGUCCAGGGGAUACAAAGCUAUCAACAAAAUGGCGCUCCGGCACAGAUAAGACUACGGCCCAUUACUACUGGCCUUAUGCUCAACUUAUUAGGUACUGUGGGGAAAACUGGAACACUAGGUACGGGUAUUUGAUUACCCAAGAAGAACUUGUGGUUUUGCGUAUCUCGAGGGCAGCGAUUCCAUCUGGAAUCGCUAAUAAAAGGUCUCCUCGCAAUGUCGUUGCUCAAUCUUCCCAGGCUACUAGACAGGAUAGUCCUCCCGUUGUGCCCUCUAGUUCCCCUGUUCCCCAACCCCCUGCCACUCGGUCCCCCCCACGGCAAGCCCAUCUACGCAACACAUCCGUUACUUCGGCAUCCAGUGCUAUGUCAAUCGACCGGCCAUCAGGACGUCCUCGCCGGACAUCUGUCACUGCCAGCUUGGCGUCUCUAUCCAUGAGUGAAGCGAGCGAGCCAGCCGCAAGCAGCAGCAACCAAGUCCAGAGCAGCCAAUCAUACAAAGAUGAUGGGACAGGGGGUGAAUACAGGCCUAUUGAAAUGAAAAGGAUUCCCUGGGGUAAUUCAGGAGGGGGGCGGUUGACUAUAAAGCUUGCUUUAUGGUGGAUUCAUAUGAUGGCAGGUGCCCCCGGAUGUGAUAUCACCAUUGGGCCUGACUAUCCAGCUCUCGACACAUGGGUGCUUCGCAAUGGAACCUAUCAUCACACCACAACAGGAAUGACUACAAACAAUCUUCCAGAAUCCGCUAAGACUAUAUCUCCUAGACAUGCAUCUCGUGGUAUAGUAACGCCGCCGCGCCAACAACUGCCUUCCAGCUCGUCACCUUCCAGUCAGCUUUCUUCUGCACCCCCUACUAGGGAAGAAAUCGCUGCUAUAAAUUGGCUACCACAGGAGGCACAAUGGCAGUAUCGCACAACAAAUAACUCUCGAGGCCUUAUGCGUGAUAGGACCUUGAUUUGGAGUGACAGGCUAAACGGCUGGUAUUAUGCACGACUAGAACAGGGAAGGGCUCAGUGGGCAUCGGCAACACCUGAUGAAGAUGAAGACGAUGAGGAUGAGGAUGAGGAUGAGGAGGAUGAGGAUGAUGAAAGUGAUGAAAGCAUGGGUCUCCCACCGGCUCCUGGCCCGAAUCGAAAGCGUUAA
This is a messenger RNA of Microsporum canis CBS 113480, 1935 nucleotides long. RefSeq lists its product as hypothetical. The record is from RefSeq and is a predicted model, not a curated record. The transcript has a single exon. Bases 1 to 1935 code for a protein of 644 amino acids. Lineage: Eukaryota; Fungi; Ascomycota; Eurotiomycetes; Onygenales; Arthrodermataceae.